Messenger RNA from Paramacrobiotus metropolitanus, 689 nucleotides. RefSeq lists its product as uncharacterized. The transcript is spliced from 3 exons. The coding region runs from base 179 to 568 and encodes 129 amino acids. NCBI's taxonomy places the organism in Eukaryota, Metazoa, Tardigrada, Eutardigrada, Parachela, Macrobiotidae. The record is from RefSeq and is a predicted model, not a curated record.
UGCGCGGCAAAUGGAAUUCAUGCUUGCUGGGAAAAGCGUCUUCUGCCGCUAUAAAAAGCGCGCUCGACUCACUAGUGCCAACGCGCUACAAAUCUACAGCCGAUCGAUCAUUUGAGGUUAAAUUUCUUUCUUCGAAGUACCGUAACUUAUAUUUUCGUUAUCAUUUUACCACGGGAAAAUGCAAUCCCUGCAAAUCUUAGCCGUGACCUUGUUGCUGGGCGUGUGCAGCUUAUCCUGGACGAUAGGCGCGAAUAAGAUACCAGAUAUCAAAACCAUCCGCCACUCUGUCAUCAGGGAUCACCCCCACCCGGAGGAGCAGGACGCUCUAAUGCAGCUGCUACUGGCUCGCUGGAAGACCGUUCUUUCUAAGCAGUUCCACAGCAAAACCGAAGGCAUCUUCUUCCUUAAGGAAGAAGCGAAAUCUACGGACAUGAAAGACCAACGGACCAUCACGUACGAAGUAGACUUCAUUACGGACGACGCCUCACCGCAUUUCACCAAGGCCCAAGUAGUUGCAGCCAUCAACAAGUCCAUGAAGGGGCAGCCCAUCGCCGGCGUCCACUUGUAGCCUCUUGGUGCCUUGAAUGGUUGAUUGCGAUGGGAUAGUCCUGCCAAAACUCCCACUCAGCCUUUUUUACAAAUAUUUUGACAGGAUGCACGGCAACACAUGAAUGCACUAUGCCAGACAG